Molecule: messenger RNA, 4435 nt
Organism: Spea bombifrons (plains spadefoot toad)
Lineage: Eukaryota; Metazoa; Chordata; Amphibia; Anura; Pelobatidae
Exons: 29
Coding region: 106-4110 (1334 amino acids)
Source: RefSeq, a predicted model, not a curated record
UUCAGUGACACCAUUUAGAUGCUAAAAUGACCAUCCGUAUUUGAUAAACAGCAGUAUGUGCAACUACCAGGCAAAUAACAAUAACUUGAUUUGCAUUUAGCAGGUAUGGCUAAAGCUCAGUGUCGUAUAAGCUGUCAAAAAACCUUUAGUGAGCCAUGGCUGAACGCUUGCUAUAACGAAACAUUGCUACCUGGAAGUCCAUGGCACAAGGUCUUACACAAAAUAGGAGCAGUGUUAGCGGAAAAAGUGAAGCCCGUACUUAAAGAACCUAAGAAAAAAGAAAUUAUAUUCAAGCUUCUAGGAAAAGACUUUGUUCAAACAUAUUUCAGCACAUAUACUCAUUUUCCCUCAUUGCUGUGUCCUCCAAACACUACCGAUGCAGAAUAUGAGACCCUGGAAAAACAAACCCAAAUCUGGCUUUUGGACCAAUGCACAAAGGCAGCAGAACAAGUAGGAUGCUAUCCUUUAGAUGGUGACUUAAGUGAACUCUCGGUGGAAAUGGCAGGUUUUGUAAACCAUACAUACAGCAUUGUUGAAAAAGGGUUAGAGUUACUUCUUGCCAAACAUGAAGAAAAACAAAAGGCAUGUGCUCCAGGUGUUGACCAGUCUAUGCUAAGGUCAUUUUCAAAGCAACACAGAAAAUCAGUCGACAGUAACAACCUUCAUUUUGCAUUAGGGAGUGCGGUUACAUUUGAAUUUAAAAAUGUAAAUGUGGGACCUGAGCUGAGACCUACAGUGUUCAAUUGUGCUGGAAGUGAAGUGCUUAGUGAUGCCAUCUCUGCUAUGAUAUUGAGUGACUCAAGCAAUAUGAUGACAGUUUGUGAAAAGCUAAGUGGAAGGUUACUUCCAAAGACACUAAGGAAAUUCAUAUGGAUGGAGAAACUACUGAAAUCUGAUUACAAUGAAGAAAACACACAAAUCAUUGAGAAAGUGACUCGAGAGAAAUACGGUAAAGCACUGGAGCACAAACUAGCUGAGUUAAAACUUAGAAGUGCAACACGUUCACCUAUAUCAGGUCUGAUUGAAAAUGCUGUUGUGGAGAAAUAUGGAAGCACUCCCUGCAUGCAGAAUUUCGCAGGAGAUGAGAAAAUGAUCUUGGAGUCAAGCAAGACAUUGAACGUUCUCUAUGUAUAUGAUGGCACAUAUGAACCUUACCUCAUACACUGGCUUUUUCCUAUACAAUUAGCUUUUAAGCAAACAUUGCCAACAGCUGAACAUCCCUAUGAAUUAUUUAUGUAUUUACAUCUCUUGAUGAAAAACAGAUUCCCUUCAUGGUUGGAAAUUUUUGCAAUGGCUGAACAUGUCAUGAACACUCUGAAAACUGAGGACAUUGAACUGUAUACUCAUCUUCAAUGCUGUCUCCAAAGGAAUAUAGCUUUCGACCCAAAAGAUUUUUUGGUGGAACUUAUUGCUCAAGAAAGAGAGGAUGCUCUUAAUCUAUAUGCAGGUGGCAACAAAUUUGACAACCCUGCUUUCCAGAAGGAACUGCUUGCAAACCCAGUUAUCUUCCUAAGGAAGUGGAUGGGCGAGGGUUUUGUAAACUCAUUGGAUUUACCUGCAGUACUGCUUAUUUGGGACCAGCUGUUCAUGCAGGAUUGGAAUCUCAAAGUGAUGGAGAGUUUCUGCAUGGCAGUGCUUAUGCUACUGAAAGAUUCAAUUAUGUCUGCAGAGGAUUAUCCAGCUAUUAGACAGAUUUUGCUGCAUGAUGGAUGUCACCUGUUUACAUCUGAUAUACAGAGAGCCUGGAUUCACCUACAACAAGGAGGACUGCUUGCAGAUAUACCUGAAAUGAAUCGCUUCAAGAAAAAGCAAUUCCAUGAACAGUCUCUAAGGCUCCAAGCUGGAAGGGAUUCUGGAAUUUUCAGAAAGAUCUGUUCAGUGGGUGUGAAGGAUAUUGUGAUGAAGUUAAUUUUACAACAAAAAGCGGAGGCAACUCAGGCUUGUUUGCAAGAAUUUGACCCGACAUCUGUGAGGCUUAAGCUUUCUCUCUUUUAUGGAGAUAUGAUGCUAAGUUCUAAGACCAACUCUAUGGAACCUAGUCUGUGUGAAGAAGUCAAGCUAAACAAAGGGGGCGAUAAUGAGGUUACUGCCUUUACAGUUCAGUUUAAGGAUAUAUAUGAAUUUAAUUCAGUUGAUCCAUCAAACUACUUGAAUGGCACAGACUUUAACACACAGCCCUUUAUUGUAUUGCAAGCAGUUUACACCAAUGGAGAAAGAGAUUUACUAACCCUUGGGUGGACUCAAGUGGAAGCAUUUGAGGAGCAAACAAUAAACAUGCAAAACGUAUGGAAACCGCAGCACACAUCCUUGAGUUUAUCAUUACAUCCUGGGAGGGAUCCAGACAACGUUACUGAGAAAAUACCAGGCUGCCAUAUGUCAAGUAUUCAGCUAACAGUAUAUGACCCAACAAAAGAAACUCAAACAACAACCGGUGUAUUGAACAGAGUAAAGCAGAAUGAAAGAAAUGCAGAACCAAUGUUUUUGUCUAUGCCUUCCUGGGUGCAGCACAACAAAUCCACUAUGUUGCCAUCUCCUACAAGCUUACAGCAGGCUUUUGAUUUGUACGUAGAUGGCUUACAUUAUAUCCCUGACAAUGCAACUAUAACAAAGGUUUCUGGGCGAAUUGUGAAUUCUGGAAGAAAAGAUGUCCCUCAAUUCGUGGCUUUUCCAGAACCCACCAGUUCAGCAAGAAAUCCAGAGUUCAAUUUCCAUUGUACACUAAAUCCUGAGAAUAAAAUGCUCAAUGCUGCCACCUCAAUACUUUUUCAAGUAUCAACAAUGGAUUCCAGUUCUAGAAAUGUAGCUUUAAUUGGAAACUGUAUUUUCCGUGCAUUUAAUGAAGAGGGAAAGCUUAACGUUGGUGGCUUUCAACUUAAAUUGAGAACUGGCUUGCCAUCCAAGCAACAGGAUUCACUUGUAGCUUCGGAUUUGCAUCAAUACCCAGCUUUUCCUUGCUGCUCCCUUUUAAUUCGACUUCUGCCAAAUUCAGAGCGCCACAAGCCUGUGCCAAAAUAUUCAUUGGGAUACUACUUCACAGAUGAAGCUAAACCAACAAGGUUUGAAUGGGAGAUAAUGAGCACAUUUCAAAAGGAUGCCAACUUUCCAAAACUUGUAAAAGACAUGGCAGGAUGCAUAAUGGAAAAAGAGCAGAGCCAAGCACAAGAGAAUCAAUUGCAAGACUUGCUUGAGAAAAGAUUUGGUGGACAAAAAUCAUCUUUGCUUCAGCCAUCCUUGAAUUACAUCAGUGUACACCAUGCAGUACAGUAUAGACAGGAGAUUGGAAUACGCUUACGGAUCAGACAAGCAUUUGGACUUGCAGUUGAAGGCCUUUACACAAAUGCCUUUGCUAGGAUCAUGAAGGGAGCACAAAGUAUUCAUCUGCCAGAGUUACCUCAGCGAUGGGGAGGAGAGGAAAAGGUUUUGACGCAAAAACAUGACUUUGCAAGUUUACAAAAAUCUCCAAGGUGGACAGAUAAUUCAGUGUUGCUGCAUCCUUACCUUGAUCAACAAAGUGUACUUCUUGUUCAAAUUUUUGGCAUGAAUGCAACUUACAUCCCCAAUCAAAACACCAACCAGCGGGGACAUGUGCUAUCGCGUAAUGGGCAGGAUCUUCAACUUGAACCAGUACUAGGAUGGACAGUUGUUCCUCUGUUUGACAGAAAUUAUGUAAACAGUGGAAUCCACAGUGCCCCACUCUUUCAAGGUCUUCCAAAUGCUGAUUUUUUACAGUCCUUAUCUUCUCAUCCACUGAAAGUAGCAAUACAGGAAGGUUUAAAGAAAAAGACUGUAGCUCUUCUUAAGAGCUAUGGAAGUGUUACAGUGGAAAUGUGGGAUGGCCAUUACCUAGAUGAUGAGCAUUAUCCUCUACCAGUUGUAAAUGACCUUCUCACAGUGGAUAACAUUAAGAAAUUCCUGACCACCCAAAAUAGCAAAAAAGGGAAAGAAAUGUCUAUGUUAGUUCUUCAAAGUCUGGAUAAAAAGCAACAGAAACUGCAAACGGAUAGCCCGGAAUACCAGCGUCAUCAACAUUUUUUUGAAGAAGCAAUGGCAGGGAAAUUUUACGAUCUUAUUGAGAUGGCCCUGCUGAAUGCUGGAUAUGGUCCUCUAUAAGCCAUCUGUUCAUGUUCUGCAGUAUGUGGAAGAUAAAGGAGUCUAAGACAUAUACGUAUAUAUAUGCUUUGUGAUACUUAACCCCUGAGUCACCUGAAAAUACUGAGGAUACCAAAUUAUAUAAUUUUCUUUGAACAUAAUAUACAGAAGAAUACUAUACCUGGCUUAAAUGACUAGUAAAGUGAUAGGACUCUACUGUACAUAGAAUAGUGGGAACUAGAUGAUUCAUCUACAUAUUCUUGGAUUUUACCUUGUGUAACUACCUUGUCAACUGACCUUUUGAUCGCAAACCCUAUAUAGCAGCCAUUUUAAUUAAAAAAUAAAA